Messenger RNA from Drosophila takahashii, 1845 nucleotides. RefSeq names its product endothelin-converting enzyme homolog. Gene Ontology annotation, biological process: protein processing. Gene Ontology annotation, cellular component: plasma membrane. The record is from RefSeq and is a predicted model, not a curated record. NCBI's taxonomy places the organism in Eukaryota, Metazoa, Arthropoda, Insecta, Diptera, Drosophilidae. Gene Ontology annotation, molecular function: metalloendopeptidase activity.
AUGGACAACUGUGAUACCGCGUUGCCUGUGCUGCUACUGUUACUGAUGGUGAGGUGUGUUCACGGUGAUCUGAUCUCCCAGAGCAACAACAGCUCCUACGUCCAGCAAUUGUUGCGACUGGCCAAGUCCGCCGAGAUGCGCAGCUAUAUGCGGCCGAACUUUGACGCCUGCGAUAACUUCUAUGAAUACAGUUGCGGAAAUUGGGCCCAGAUCAAUCCUGCCCUCGGUGUCCCUCCCCGGGAGACCAAUGUGGAGCAGCUGUGGGCCAAGGCAUAUCGCCACAAACAGAGGCGUUUAAUGGAGCAGCCGGCGGAUGAGAAAGCGGACGAGGUGGCCGUUCUUCGGCUCAAAGAGUUCUAUGCCAGUUGCCUGAUGUUCCGAGAAACACCAGAGGAUCUCUACCGCCGCGUGCUGCUGGAAAUUGUGGCGGAAUUCGGAGGUAUGCCUGUCUUGAGUGUUCCGGGUCAGGAGUGGCAAGCCGAGGAGUUCGAUUGGCAGGAGACCGUGGCCCGGAUCAAGCGAAAGUACGGCAUUGAAAUCCUUAACCCUUUCCUGUUUCCUAAAAACCACUUCUUCGUGGGUCAGCCAAAGAAAACUUUUCCGGAGACCAUAUUACAAGCAAUGGCUGAUACCACAGCUGAUCUUCUGGAGCGUCACUUGGGCGUAGAGUCGAAGUUGGCCAAGACAACGGCGAAGGAAAUCACAGAAUUGGAGCAAACUAUUUCCGGUCUUGACACGGAUUACUUUGAUACCUUUAAGACCACGGGAGACUACGGGAUUCUCUUAGAUGAAUUAGAUGAAUAUCUGGAUAGACCACCUCAUGUCAUGGCCAACUACAUUUUCAAUGAGCUCCUAAAGCACUUCUACUUCGAUUGGUCGGGAUCCGUUGUUGAGCAGUGUGCCAGCCGGGUCAGCGAGGUAUUUCCCGAGCUCCUCGAAAACAUGGCCUUCAAGCAUUAUGAAGAUGCAGCUACCCUUAGUGAAAUCGAAAACCUCUGGCAGCAGAUAAAUCAGAGCUUUCGCGGCAUGCUGCAAAACUCUUCAGCCGAAUGGUUUAUCCCAGAGACAAGAGAAAAAAUACUGGAUCAGCUGAAUAACACCAGUCUGCUGAUUAAUGGAUACGCCGAUGUUAACUUCACCCAGCGGUAUGAGGGACUGCAGCUGAAGCCAAAGGAUUUUCUACACAAUCUGAGGACCAUACUUACCUAUCAGAGAGUGAAGGCACCGACAUCUGUAACCUAUGAUCCUGUGGGAAAAAGAGUCUUGCUGCCGGUUGCCCUACUCCAGCCGAACUUCUUUUGGUCCCAAUUCUAUCCGAAAGCUGUUCUUUAUGGCAGCCUCGGCACCUUACUGGCCCAACAAUUGGCACACAGCCUGGAAGAUGCCUCCAAGUGGGAUGACAAAUCAUUGGUUGAGAUUGCCAGGCGAGAGGAGUGCUUCAAGAAGCAAUACGGAAGGCUGCGGCUCAAUGGACAAUAUUGGCCGGAGAGCGAUCAGCAGGCGGAGAACAUAGCCGACAAUCUGGGCAUCCAGGUUUCCUACCACGCCUACAGAAGGUUCCUGGGGGGGAUGGCCUUAUCUGUCCGGAACUCGGAGGCACUGCCACAACUUAACGUCACCUCCCGGCGGCUGUUCUUUCUCAGUUUCAGCCAGUUGUUGUGCCAUGAUGCCAACUUGGAGUUCCGGAACCAGCAACUCAAGUCUCAACUGCAAACUCCGAAUGCCCACCGGGUGCUGGGAGCACUGUCCAACUUCGAGGCAUUUGGACGCGACUUUAACUGCGGAACCGGAAGCGAGAUGACCACUCCACAAAAGUGUCAACUCUUUUCGGUAAACCUGGAUUAG